AUGGGCGCCCGGCAGCGGGAGUUUGACCACUGUGUCGCCUCCCUGUCGAUGUCGAUGCUGGUACUCGAGGCGUCCGACAUCCACCCCUCCACCUUAAAAUGCCUCAAAUUACCGCCGUUGAUUGUCGAAGAGCCGGAAGGACUCCUGUCGACGCAGCUGAAAUCACCUGGAAAAAAGGACAGGCCAGAAAUCUCGGGUCCGAUCACGAACCCGGCGAUGCGGAUGGCAGGGCAUCUGGAAGGGAGCCCAGGGCCGCUUCGUCAGGGCCCUGUGCUGCGCCCGCCUCAAAAUGCCUUCGAUCAGAACGUGAUGAAGAAUUGCGUGGAGGAGCUGCGCCGCAAACGCUUACAAACGGCCGACGAACUGCUGGGCGGGGAGCAAAACGAGGGAGCUUCCGGUCAGAGUCGGUUCGCCGAUGGGCAGUUGAGAACGCGUACCGGCGGAGGUUCAUGGCGGGGGAGUCGGGAGCAGCGCCUGUCCGUCCCCAGCAUCUCCGACGAUCACGUGAUCAACUCGGCCAGGGCGCUGCGCGAAAAGUUUGGGCGCACCGACGCCGGCGAGCUGCGGGUGAUCAACGAGGGUCUAAUCACACCCGUGGUGCGCCGGAAGGACUUCUCGGCCUACCUGAGCGCGCUCGACGCCGAGACGACGAGCAGCGACAGCUGCGAGGAUCGAAAUAACGACGCCGAAUCCCAUGAUGUUUUCGACCGUAAUCGCAAGAAUUUGGAGGCUAUUUUGGAUCCGUCACGCCGUCCAGACCCGGGAUUUCCAAGGAGG
This is a messenger RNA of Mesorhabditis spiculigera, 777 nucleotides long. The record is from the annotation of a GenBank genome assembly. Lineage: Eukaryota; Metazoa; Nematoda; Chromadorea; Rhabditida; Rhabditidae.